Polypterus senegalus (gray bichir) is the source of this 2047-nucleotide messenger RNA. RefSeq lists its product as uncharacterized. NCBI's taxonomy places the organism in Eukaryota, Metazoa, Chordata, Cladistia, Polypteriformes, Polypteridae. The record is from RefSeq and is a predicted model, not a curated record. Bases 134 to 1444 code for a protein of 436 amino acids. The transcript is spliced from 6 exons.
UCGAACACGGCCAUAAUGCGUGAUGGAUUGAGAAGACUCCGGCUGCGGGUUGUACGCUCGGCCUUCUACAGUCCACAGAAAGAGAAGGAGGAGAAAACGAAAAGGAGCAAUAAACGUUUUCCGAUACGGAACGAUGGCCCAACAGAAUCAGCCACAUUUCUCCAUAUACGCCGAGAAUAUAAAACCAACAUUGAUUAAAUAUCAAAAUGAGUACAAGUGCCCUUUCUGCAAAAAGCUGGGAGACUACAGUAUCAUGGUGCCUCACCUACAGAGCCAUGAACCCCACGUUGUAAAGUAUGCAGGUUUUACUAUCUACAGAUGCAACACAGGGUGUGUCACAAGUGGCCAUUUCCAUUGUUGUUUUUGUUUAAAAGCCAUUGUCAAAAGGCGUGGCUUUCUAACUCACUUACAAAAAUGUCAGAAAUUGGUUGUGCCCACCGUGGAGAAUGUCCCUGCUGCACCCGCCAGAGAGACCGUCCCAUCAGUGCCAGCCGGAGAGACCGUCCCAUCAGUGCCAGCCGGAGAGACUGUCCCAUCAGUGCCAGCCGGAGAGACCGUCCCCGGUUCACCUGCCGGAGAGACCGUCCACAUUGUUUCUCCCAAAGAGACUGUGCCCUCCCUGUCCGCUAUCAGUGCCUUUUCAUCAGUAUCUGUUACUACUUUUAGAGGAUCACAAAUUCUCCAACUUUCAAAAAGGAAGAAGACAUUAUGUUGCUUUUGUAAUUUGAGGUUGUACAAAAAAAAUCUCAGGUUACAUAUAAAAAGACGACACUCUUCAACAAACGUUGAGAAAAACAAAUCUAACAGGCUUCCUUCAGUUUGUAUCGAUUCCAGAAGGGGCAUUUUUGCAGUGGCAAAAACUUCCACUGGGCCAAGAUACCCUAUUCAUGUUCAAAAGUGCACGUGGGGAGAUAAACAUGUUGUGAUCUGCGAGUUAGUGAAAUGCAAACAAGCAUCAGAAUUUUCUCAAAGGAGUGGGUUAAUGGGAUUUGAAUGCUGCCAUCUGAGAUCUUUGGCCUUCUCUCCAGUUCCUUCUAUGUCAGAUGUUACACUUCAGGAGGAAGUAUUAACUAGAAUGGUGCAAACAAAAUGGUUUGGUAAGGAGACAAUGAAAGCCUGUUUACAUCGUAAACAGAUGGCAGAAACCCAACAGACGCCAUUAAGUAAAGAGAUUUCUCUUGGAGAAGAAAAGUCACAGAUCUAUCUCUCGGUGUUUGAACCACAUAUAUCAUUCAGGUCUCUUUUGGGGAGAGUGAUGGUCCAUUAUAACAAGAACCUGAAUACCUGGCGCUGUGCCUCUUGCAAGCCUGUGUCCUCCUGUAUACACAUGGCUAUAUCAAAAUGGCAUUUAUUUCAAACACGCCCUGAACAUUUUCAGAAAGUUAAGACAACAGGAAAUGAUGCGUUUGAUCCUGUCACCCAAGCAAACGCCCUUCUAAAAUGAUGGCCAGGAACCUAACAAAAAUUUUUUAACAUUUCCUUAGAAGAAACAUCAGGCUCCAUUCUCCAGUAUCCGGCAGAGGGCAUUGAUGAGCAGUUAUCCACCAGGAAUCACCCACAUGUAUUCAUCCAGUGAACGGCAGCUGGUGACGGAGGGCGGCUGUUCACACAGCAUUUGCGGUGACAGAACAAGCUGAAUACAGCCACACAGAAUCCUUCUACAUCUUAUAGAGGCGGAGGCGUGGUGAGCCGAGAAUAAAUCUGUGUACAGGGGGAGAGUGUCACUCCCUUCGUUACUGUCAAUGGAGAAAGAUGACAUGGAGGAGGCCCUUCAGAAAUCUGAUAUCUGCAUUUUCAGAAGAAGAUUAGGAGGAGAGGGGAUGGGGCCUUGGACCCUUCACCUUUCUCUUUUUCACAUAUGGGAGAUGUGCAUCUGUUUUUAGGUAAUGUGAAAGGAAAAAGAAAGACGACUGUGUUCUGUGAGAAAAUGUAACAAACAUACUUGUCCCUCAUUGUUCUGUUACAAUCUACAAUUCUGGUUCUAUAUUUAAUAUAUUGUUUAAUGUUUUUGUAAUAAAUGUUGCAAGCCAACUUCAUCUUUAUGAUC